AUGUUGCUCUCGAUCGUCUCGACCGCGGCCUCUGCCGUCCUCUACCCCGCCGCCGCUGCAUGCCUCCUCGCCGCCAUCUGGGCCAUAACCCUCGCACUCGCCGAAGCCCGGACCGCGCCCGGCCUCGCCGCCCGACUCGCCCCUCCGCCUGCUGAUGGUGCCACGCCAUCCGCCGAUGACACGCCGUCCCGCCCGUGGGUCCUUGUCACCGGCACCUCGUCAGGCAUCGGCCUGGCCACAGCCGCCGAGCUCGUCACCCGCGGCUUUGGCGUCUACGCCACAGUCCGGCGAGCGGAUGACGGCGAUGCGCUGCGUGCGGCCGUGGGCGGACCGGCGAGCGAGGCGCUGGUGCGGACCGUGGUGUGCGACGUGACGCGGGAGGAGGAGAUGGCGGCGGUGGGAGAGCAGCUCGCGCAGGGUGGCCGGCUUUGGGGCCUCGUCGCCUGCGCAGGCGUGUCGGUGACCGGGACGGUGGAGGAGACGCCCGCCGCCGCCUGGGCCGCCCAGCUCGAGGUCAACGUCGUCGGCACCGUCCGGACCAUCCAUGCUGCCCUCCCGGCUCUCCGGGCCUCGCCGGGCGCACGUAUCGUGGUCGUCGGCUCGCUCUUUGGCCUCCUGGCAGAGUUCCCGGGCUUUGGGCCCUACGCAGCCUCCAAGUUUGCCCUCGAGGCCCUUGUCCGCACCCUCCGCGAAGAGCUCGCCCCGGCUGGCAUCGCCGUCACCAUGAUCAAUCCGGCCGGCAUCGCCACCCCGUUCAUCCGCAAGCUCGCCGCCGCUCCGCCACCCGACUCUCCGCUCGCUGCUCACUACGCGCCUGCCCAUGCCCGCUUCCGCGCCUUUGUUGCACACACCUCGACUGGAUCGCCCGUCCACGUCGCCCGUACCAUCGCCCGCGCCAUCUCCUCCGCCCGCCCCUUUGCAUCGUAUCCAGUCGGCCCGCAGGCGCAGCUCAUCGCCUGGUCCGCCGCCCUCCUCCCGGCUCCUCUCCUCCAGCUCAUGGCCCGCACAGGCUUCCCGCAGCACCUCCUCUUCCACGUCAACGCCUUCCUCGCCCGCAUCGGCCUCCCUCAAGCCGCCGCCGCCGCGGGGUCCGAGUCGUGUCCCGGUGGACUUGGCGCAAAAAUUUAUGCCUACUCCCAGAAACCGCCCCACCUUGUCCCUGCCCUCGUCCUUGCCGCCCAGUGCCCCGAUCCCAGACUCGUCGCCGCCCUCGCUGCGCCACAUGCGUUUGCCCUCGCUCCGCUCGCUCGGCACCACUCGGUCGCGGUCUCCGCGCUGGCUGCCGCCGCCGCCGCGGGCAACGUCGACGUCGUCGCCGCCAUCGCCGCCAUCGCCACCAUUGACCCCAACGCCGCCGUUGGCCUCCCGCUCCCGCUGCUGCUCAUCGCUGUUGAUGAAGGCCACGCCGCGCUUGUUGACGCCCUCUGCACUGCCUCCUUCCCGCACGCAGGCCCUGUCGCCGCAGGUGCCACUCUCCCGGACAUCGCCCCGGCCUCGCCGCGCCUCCGCAACUCUGCUGGCUGGCCGGCCCUCCUGCUCGCCGCCCACGCCGGGCACGCCGCCGUAGUCUCUGUCCUCCUCCGCCAUGGUGCGCCUGUGGACGAAUCCGCCUCUGCUGAGCAGAUCACUCCGCUCUGGGCCGCCGCCUGGGCAGGCCACCCGGACAUUGUCGCCCUCCUUCUCGAUGCCGGCGCCGAUCCGGCCGUCGCCAACCCCGCCGCCGCCACCCCGCUCUUUGCCGCCGCCCAACGCGGCCAUGCCCACGUCAUUACUCUCCUUCUUGCCGCCGGCGCAAGCCCCGCUGCGUCCAUGGCCUCGCAGUCGCCGCUUUGGAUCGCCGCCGCAGGCGGUCAUCUCGACGCUGUCAUCACCCUCCUCGACGCCGGCGCCGAUCCCGCCGCCGCAGACGCCCAGGGCAACACUCCGCUUUUUGCUGCCGCCAUGCGCGGCCAUCUGCAUGUCAUGCAGCAUCUUGUGGCGCUUACGCCGCCCGAAGUCCUCGCCGCCCGCAACACCCUCGGUGCCCACCUCCUGCUCCUCGCCGCCUUCUCAGGAUCGCUUCCGGUCGUCCGCUACGUCGUCGACGGCCUCGGCUUUGACGUCAACGAGACUAGCCAUCCGCAGGGCCUCACCGCUCUUGCCACCGCUGCUCUGCAAGGCGCGCUCCCACUCGUCGCCUACCUCGUCGACGCCGGGGCAGACAUCUCUGCCGCUACCGAUCCCGCCGCAACGCCCAUUGCUCUCGCCACCCUCAACGGCCAUUCACACCCGCAGACCCCAGCCCAGCAGCCGUCAUCGCUCCUCGCCCUCCCUGCCUCUGCUGCUUCUGCCCUCGCUGCUGCCUCCCACACCGCUUCGGCCGCUCUCGCUUGGUUCUUUACCUCUGCGCCUACGCCAGAUCGGGGUUGA
Thecamonas trahens ATCC 50062 is the source of this 2409-nucleotide messenger RNA. RefSeq lists its product as uncharacterized. The transcript has 3 exons. NCBI's taxonomy places the organism in Eukaryota, Apusomonadida, Apusomonadidae. Gene Ontology annotation, biological process: RNA processing. Gene Ontology annotation, molecular function: oxidoreductase activity; protein binding; RNA nuclease activity. The record is from RefSeq and is a predicted model, not a curated record. Bases 1 to 2409 code for a protein of 802 amino acids.